UAUCCUUUUUCUCUCUGUUUCUUUAAAUAUUUUGCAAAUUUUUUUUUAUCAAUUUUAACAAGCCAGUCCACUAACAUAUUAAUAUAAUAAUGGGUGAAGUGGAUGAUUUUGAUCCAUUAUAUCAGCUAUUAAAAGAAGUACAAUUGGAACAUUUUUAUCAGGCCAUCAAAUCAAUUGAUGUGACAAAAGUGGAACAUUUUGACAAUGUUGUAUUUGAUGAUCUAAUCAAUGUACGUGUUGGUAUGGGUGCACCAGCAGCCAGACGUCUAUUGGAAGCGGCAAAAAAACGUAAUAAUAAUAAUAAUAAAUGGAAAAAGAAUCUAUUCCAGAUAAUAUUACCUAAUGCUAAGUUAAAAGAUCAUUUAAAUCACAAUAAUAAUAUCGAACGUUUAAAGACAUUUAAUAAUAAUGUUGAUAGCUCAGUGGAUGAUGAUGAUACAAAGAAUUUUGAUCAAGAAAAUCGUGACAAUAGCGGCCUAACAUGUUUAAUAUCAAGUAAAGAUAUAAAAUUAUUGGAUAAAAUUGGUGAUGGAUCAUUCGGUGUUGUAAUGCGUGCACAAUGGACAAGAACAACGAAUCAAGAGAAUCAUAUGAAUACCAUGAAUAAAACGACAAAAUAUGUGGCCGUUAAAGUACUUAAACAACAGGAAAUCCUAUCACGAGCACUCGAAGAUUUUACUAAAGAAGUGAAUGCAAUGCAUCAGUUAAAACAUGAAAAUCUUAUCCGACUAUAUGGUAUCGUUUUGUCUACACCGAUGAUGAUGGUUACUGAAUUAGCUGAACAAGGAUCGCUGCGUACGAAAUUGAUUCGAACACAGGGAAAAAUUCCACUUAGUAUACUAGUCAAUUAUUCCAUACAAAUUGGUAAAGGUAUGGAUUAUCUGGAAACUAAACGUCUUAUACAUCGUGAUCUAGCCACACGUAAUAUAUUCAUUACUCUAAAUGAUAUCAUAAAAAUUGGAGAUUUUGGCCUUAUGAGAGCCGUACCAUUUGACGAAGAUUAUUAUACAAUGAGCGAUAAUAUGAAAGUACCUUUUCCAUGGUGUGCACUUGAAUCAUUAAAAUAUCGACAAUUUUCCCAUUCAAGUGAUACAUGGAUGUAUGGUGUAACAUUAUGGGAAAUAUUUUCAUUCGGUCAAGAACCAUGGGCCGGUUUGAAUGGAUCACAAAUCAUACGAAAAUUGGAACAAAAUGAGCGAUUACCACCACCGGAUUCAUGUUCACAGCGAAUUUAUCAGGUAAUGAUGCUAUGUUGGAAUCAUGAACCAAAAGAACGACCAACAUUCACUGCAAUCGUCAGAUUUUUCAAAAUGGAACAACCGUUCAAAUUGAAAGCAUUACAAGAAUUCGACGGGAAUUCAAAAUCAACAUUUGAUUCGACAAAAAAAACAAUGUUAAAACUAUAUCGUGGUGAUGAAAUUGAAAUUAUCGAGGGAAAUCCUGAAAAUUAUUGGUGGAAGGGACAGAAUCAACGUACGUUUGAAAUUGGCUAUUUUCCACGUUCAGCGGCGAAAGAUAUGCGAUCAUUAAAAACGAAUGAUAUAAGUAAACCAUUGAAAAAUAGUUUCAUCCAUACUGGACAUAUGGAUCCAACGGGUAAAAAAUCAUGGGGCAAUCCAGAAUUUAUCGAAAAAAUGUAUCUGGAAAAUCCGAUUGAACCACAAGAUUUAAUUGGAUUCGAAUCAUCACCAAGUGAUGAAACAAUUGCAGCGGUUAUUCUCGAAACUCGUAAUGGACGAAAAAACCUUGAUAAAUUGAUAAAGGAAGGAAAAAUUGAAAAAAUUUCCAAUUUAAAUGAUUUAGAUGUUUCGAACAACCUGAAUCAUAAUGAUGAUAAUCAUAAUGAACAGAAAGAAGGCGUUUUAAUUGAUUUUGAAAAUGAUGUUAAUCAUGUUUUAACUUCGGCAGCUACAAUGAUGAAUAUAGUUAAUGAAAAUAACAAUAAUCGACCACCUACAUCGAUCAACAAUGAAUUGGCUGAAAUUAAAUUCAAUACACAGGAAAUUCUUGGUUUAUAUAACCAAAAGCCACCACCACCACCAUUACCACUUUUGAAGAAUCAACUCGAUAAUAAUAAUAGGAUUAAUUUAUCAUCGGAAGAUGAUUCAGAUUUACUUACUAUGUCAAUAUGUGAACCAUUGGAACAACAGAAACAAGAACAACAACGAGAAGAAUCGCCCAUGAAUGGAUCAAUUUUAGAUUUAAAUAACAAGAAUAAUUUAUAUUCAAAAUAUUAUAUGCCACCAUUUGAUGCUAAUAAUGGUCAAUUAUCUCAACAACAACAACAGCAACCAUAUUCAAAAACAAGAUACUAUUCAGCUGUUUGUACGACAACCGGAAUAUGUGAAUGUAAUAAUUCUACAAUACCGAAUCAAAAUCUGACUAUUGAUCCACCAACCACCAAUAAACCCAGCUGUCAAUGUUGUCAAUUUGAUCUAUCAUGUGGCCCUUGUUUGCCUAUAUCUAGCCAAUUUACACCAAGUGUAUCGAUGAACUUCAUAACGCCACAACAAUCAAAUUGCAUGAUAGCCACCAAUGAUCUUCAACAACGUAGUACAACAAAUAAUAUUAGCAGCAGUUUUUAUAAUAGCCAUACCUUAGCUUGUACUGAUGAAACAACAUUAGCACCUCUGUCGCCACCACCACCACCUCUUCCAUCAACAAAUACGACAAAAUCAACAUUUCAAACAAAAAUAUGUAAAGAUUUUAUUGAUGAAUUGGAGGCAAAUUUUUCUAGAACAAAAGUUGAACAUUCAGAUUCAACGGCGGCUGCCACUUCCGGAUCGACGAUAGUAUAUCCGACCAUAAAUCCACCACCAAAAUCGUAUAAAACACGACGACCAGCACCACCACCUCCUGUACAGAAGAAAAUCUAAUUGAGAUGAUCUGAAUUUAUCAAUCGGCAAUAAUUUUCGACCAACUGCAAUCAUAUCGUUGUAAUAUUUUUUUUUUUUUUAUUCCACUAAUGUUCGCAAUAAUUUCUGUAGUAAUUUAUAUUUCUUAAUUUACUCAUUGAAUUUUUUCUCUUUUCAUAAUUAUCACUUUAUAAGUUUUUUCAACUAUUCAUCAUCAUCAUCAUCAGUAUUAUUAAGAUGCUUGUUAUUAUUAAAAUGCCAAAAUUUUAAAAAAAA
Dermatophagoides farinae (American house dust mite) is the source of this 3131-nucleotide messenger RNA. RefSeq names its product activated Cdc42 kinase (gene Ack). Lineage: Eukaryota; Metazoa; Arthropoda; Arachnida; Sarcoptiformes; Pyroglyphidae. Gene Ontology annotation, biological process: protein phosphorylation. The record is from RefSeq and is a predicted model, not a curated record. Gene Ontology annotation, molecular function: protein binding; ATP binding; protein tyrosine kinase activity.